Molecule: messenger RNA, 2604 nt
Organism: Syzygium oleosum
Lineage: Eukaryota; Viridiplantae; Streptophyta; Magnoliopsida; Myrtales; Myrtaceae
Product: probable auxin efflux carrier component 1b
Exons: 6
Coding region: 446-2242 (598 amino acids)
Biological process (GO): auxin polar transport; auxin export across the plasma membrane
Cellular component (GO): plasma membrane; endoplasmic reticulum
Molecular function (GO): auxin efflux transmembrane transporter activity
Source: RefSeq, a predicted model, not a curated record
GUUUCUAUAAGUGCGACGACAUUCAUUUCAUCUUCCCUCUCUCUCUCUCUACUCUUGCAUAGCAGAACGGAGCUCACUCUCUCUCUUUUGUCCCUCUGCUUUUCUAUUUCCGCUGUCUGCAACCCAGAAACUCACAAAACGCCCUUCACACUGUCCUCCAUCUCUCCCCCUCUCUCUCGCCGAGCCACCUCGAAGCUGAAAGCUCCGGCCAAAGCCAAGGCUCUCAGGGUGUCUGUCUCUCCGGUGAUGGGUUGAUUCUUGAUCCUCACUACGCUCCCUUCAAGCAUUGACCUUUCUUCCUUCUUCCCAAAGUCCCUCCAUUUCCACCCGAGAAAGCUUCCCUGCUGAAGACACCGGCGACCCAGCUGAGCGGGCUUCACCGGCAUUUAGUCACUUCGCUCUUCAAAACCCAAGAACAGGGGAAAGAAACAGAGAGCCUCCGGAGAUGAUUACGGCGACGGACCUGUACCACGUGCUGACGGCGGUGGUGCCCCUGUACGUGGCCAUGAUCCUGGCCUACGGCUCCGUCAAGUGGUGGAAGAUCUUCAGCCCCGACCAAUGCUCCGGGAUCAACCGCUUCGUGGCCCUCUUCGCCGUCCCCCUCCUCUCCUUCCACUUCAUCGCCGCCAACAACCCCUACGCCAUGAACUACCGCUUCAUCGCCGCCGACACCCUCCAGAAGCUCAUCGUCCUCGCCGUCCUCACUGUCUGGUCCCGCGCCAGCCGCCGCGGCUCCCUGGAGUGGUCCAUCACCCUGUUCUCCCUCUCCACCCUCCCCAACACCCUCGUCAUGGGCAUUCCCUUACUGAAAGGCAUGUACGGCACCGACUCCGGGAGCCUCAUGGUCCAGAUCGUCGUCCUCCAGUGCAUCAUCUGGUACACCCUCAUGCUCUUCCUGUUCGAGUACAGGGGCGCGAGGCUCCUCAUCGCCGAACAAUUCCCCGACACCGCCGCCUCCAUCAUCUCCUUCCGCGUCGACUCCGACAUCAUCUCCCUCGACGGCAAGGAGCCCCUCCAGACCGAGGCCGCGGUCGGCGACGACGGCAAGCUCCACGUCACCGUCCGCAAGUCCACCAGCUCCCGCUCCGAGGUCUUCUCCCGCCGCUCCCACGGCCCCAACUCGGGCCUCUCCCUCACCCCGAGGCCGUCGAACCUGACCAAUGCCGAGAUUUACUCCCUCCAGUCGUCGCGGAACCCGACGCCGAGGGGGUCGAGCUUCAACCACACCGACUUCUACUCCAUGGUGAACUGCAAGGGCAUGAGCGGCGUUAGCCCGAGGCAGUCCAACUUCGGGGGCCUGGGCUUCGACGAGGAGACCGGGGUCGCUCCGGUGUACGGGAACGGGGCGAGGGCCAAUGGCGGUGGAGCGUACCCCGCGCCGCCAAAUGCCGGGAUUUUCUCGCCCGUGGCGGCGGCCGCAAAGAAGAAGGGAGGCGAUGGGAAGGACCUGCACAUGUUCGUUUGGAGCUCCAGCGCCUCGCCGGUGUCGGAGGGCGGCCUUCACGUCUUCCGAGGCGGGGGCGAUUACGGGAAUGAGCUCGGCGUUGGUGGUGGGGGUGGGGUGGCUCACCAGAAAGAUUACGACGAGUUUGGGAGGGACGAGUUCAGUUUUGGGAACAGGCAGGUCCCAAAUGGGGUCGAUCGUGAUGGGCCGGUGCUGUCCAAACUGGGGUCGAGCUCCACGGCGGAGCUCCAUCCGAAGGCGGCUGUGGACGGCGAGGCCAAGCCGACUUCCAUGCCUCCAGCCAGCGUGAUGACCAGGCUCAUCCUCAUCAUGGUGUGGAGGAAACUCAUCAGGAACCCCAACACAUACUCCAGUCUCUUUGGCCUCACUUGGUCCUUGGUUUCGUUCAAGUGGAAUUUGGUUAUGCCAGCGAUAAUUGCAAAGUCGAUUUCUAUAUUGUCAGAUGCAGGUCUUGGAAUGGCAAUGUUCAGUCUUGGUUUGUUCAUGGCAUUACAACCGAGGAUAAUCGCUUGUGGGAGCUCGGUAGCGGCCUUUUCGAUGGCCGUGCGGUUUCUCACUGGUCCGGCUGUCAUGGCGGCCGCAUCUAUUGCCGUUGGUCUACGAGGUGUCCUGUUACACAUAGCCAUCGUGCAGGCUGCUCUUCCCCAAGGGAUUGUGCCCUUCGUAUUUGCUAAGGAGUAUAAUGUUCAUCCGGACAUUCUAAGCACAGGGGUUAUCUUUGGGAUGCUAAUUGCUCUUCCCAUCACUCUGGUCUACUACAUCUUGCUGGGACUGUGAAAACACUGGAGCAAAAAGCUCUCCAAUUGAAAUGGACUCGAGCUAAAAGGAAAUGCCUCCAUAUUGACUGGGUUUUCUAUUUCUUUUUUUUUGUGGCUUUGCCCUUCUCAUCUAAACCAGAAGAAAGAAAACAUCGGAGAAGAAUCCAAGGAGGAGAAAGACAGUUGACAGAGUAAAAGGAGGUGGUCUUUUUGCAGAGCAAAGAGGGACGAGUUCAUUGGGCAUCAUUAGGCCUAGGACUAAUUUUCUUUUGGGUCCUUUUUGUUGUUCUCGACUUGAAAUCCCUCUCUGAUCUUUUUGGUGAACUCGGGCUGUGUUCUUUUUGAUGAAGAAAGUGAAGAUUGUUCAUGGUCGGGGCUCAA